AUGGCGGAGCCAGCAACAACAGCUGCAUCACCAGCCGUGUCGCCAACUGCAACACUUCAGGUUUCGCCAGCCACAUUGCCGGACACAGGAGGAGAGCCAGCAGAAGCCACAACAAAAGUGGCGUCGCCAGCUGAAAUGCCAUCCACAACACAACUUGAACCAUCAGCUGUAACACACGUGGCAUCUCCAGCCACGUCCCCAUCUACAACACAUGUCUCAUCAGGCAUGACACAAGUGGCGUCGUCACCUAUAAUCGAAGUGGCGUCACCACCCAGAACAAGAGCAAUUCUUCGACCCUCAUCGUCAGGCAAUACAGAAGUUACGUCGCCAGCAGCCCGUCUAACCACAAAACGUGUAGCCUCAUUACCUUUAGGGCAGGUGGUGUCCAAAGCAUCGUCGUCAGGCUCCACACGAAUAGCAUCCGCCAUCCCCAUUGCCUGCAACAGCAUGCAUCUUAUCACCAGUCCUGUUGCCAGAUACAACACUCAUCAAGUCACUGGUCCCAUUGCCAGAUACAAAACCCAACAAGCCACCAAUCCUGUUGCCGGAUACAGCACACACUGUAUCACCAGUCCUGCUGCCGGAUACAACACCCAUCAAGCCACCAAUCCUGUUGCUGGAUACAGCACACUCUGUGUCACCAGUCCUGCUGCCGGAUACAACACACAUCAAGCCACCAAUCCUGCUGCCAGAUACAGCACACGCUGUGCCACCAGUCCUGCUGCCAGAUACAACAUGCGUUCUGUCACCAGCCCUGCUGUGGGGUACAACACGCGUCCUGCCACCAAUCCUGUUGCUAGCUACACCAUGAUUCGUGUCGCAAGAUUCUAA
Molecule: messenger RNA, 831 nt
Organism: Schistocerca serialis cubense
Lineage: Eukaryota; Metazoa; Arthropoda; Insecta; Orthoptera; Acrididae
Product: mucin-5B-like
Exons: 2
Coding region: 1-831 (276 amino acids)
Source: RefSeq, a predicted model, not a curated record